CCUGGCCCAGGUGUGCCGCGCGCUGCGGCGCGUCACCAGCUGCGACCCGCCAUGGCGCCGCAUCGCGCGGGCCUCGCUCAACGCCGGCUUCUCGCGGCUCGGCACAGACCUAAUGAGCAGUGUCCCCGUGAAGGAACGGGUGAAGGUGUCUCAGAACUGGAGGCUGGGGCGCUGCCGAGAGGGGAUUCUGCUGAAGUGGCGAUGCAGUCAGAUGCCUUGGAUGCAACUAGAGGAUAAUUCUCUCUACAUAUCCCAGGCUAAUUUCAUCCUGGCCUACCAGUUCCGCCCAGAUGGUGCUAGUUUGAACCGUCGGCCCCUGGGAGUCUUCGCUGGGCAUGAUGAGGAUGUCUGUCACUUCGUGCUGGCCAACUCACAUAUUAUCAGUGCAGGAGGAGAUGGGAAGAUUGGUGUUCAUAAGAUUCACAGCACCUUUGCUGUCAAGUACUCAGCUCAUGAGCAGGAGGUGAACUGUGUGGACUGCAAAGGGAACAUCAUUGUGAGUGGCUCCAGGGACAGGACGGCCAAGGUGUGGCCUUUGACCUCAGGCCGGCUGGGGCAGUGCUUACACACCAUCCAGACUGAAGACCGAGUCUGGUCCAUUGCUAUCAGCCCAUUACUCAGCUCUUUUGUGACAGGGACCGCUUGUUGUGGCCACUUCUCACCACUGAGAAUCUGGGACCUCAACAGCGGGCAGCUGAUGACACACCUGGGCAGUGACUUCCCCCCAGGGGCUGGGGUGCUGGAUGUGAUGUAUGAGUCCCCUUCAACACUGCUGUCCUGUGGCUAUGACACCUAUGUUCGCUACUGGGACCUCCGCACCAGCGUCCGGAAGUGUGUCAUGGAGUGGGAAGAACCCCACGACAGCACCCUCUACUGCCUGCAGACAGAUGGCAACCACCUGCUGGCCACAGGUUCCUCCUACUAUGGGGUCGUCCGCCUGUGGGACAGGCGCCAGAGGGCCUGCCUGCACGCUUUCCCACUGACGUCGACCCCGCUCAGCAGUCCUGUGUACUGCCUGCGGUUCACCACCACGCAUCUCUAUGCUGCACUCUCCUACAAUCUCCAUGUCCUGGACUUUAAAAACCCUUGACAGGCUACUCCUGCCUGCAUGCUGGAAACCAGCAACUCAGGAACCUCUUCUGCCUAGAGUGUAGGGUGACGCUUCCUCCUCUCCCUGCUGUGUUCCUGGACCUGUGGCCACAGUACCCAGGCACGUGAAGCUAGGGGCAGUGACCCCUGGGGCUCUGGGGCUCUGGGGCCCUGGAGAUGCAGGCAGUCCUGCAGUCCAUGAGCAGAUAGGACCUGCCAUUGUAGGAAGAUGCUCACACCUGUCUGGCAAGAGCAAGGGUCUACCUGGGAAGGCCCAAUCCUGCCCUUGCACCUGCCCCGCUUCGCUGCCUGCAGGAGGAGGGGCGGUGGGGCUACCCUUGCAGUGGCCUUCUGUCUGCCCUGGCACCAGCUGCCUCCUGUCAGACCCCUCAGUCUGACCAGCCUCAGGGGGGCACUAUGGCCUGGUUUGACCUUGGGUUCUGAUCUAGCCCUCAGACUGGCCUGGGGUACCCUUAGGCAGCUGUGAAAGCAUGCUACUACUUUCAUUUUUGUAAAAAUAAAGCUUGGUUGUUUCACGUA
Molecule: messenger RNA, 1629 nt
Organism: Chinchilla lanigera (long-tailed chinchilla)
Lineage: Eukaryota; Metazoa; Chordata; Mammalia; Rodentia; Chinchillidae
Gene: Fbxw4
Product: F-box and WD repeat domain containing 4
Biological process (GO): SCF-dependent proteasomal ubiquitin-dependent protein catabolic process
Cellular component (GO): SCF ubiquitin ligase complex
Molecular function (GO): protein binding
Source: RefSeq, a predicted model, not a curated record